Corythoichthys intestinalis (scribbled pipefish) is the source of this 2450-nucleotide messenger RNA. It is a transcript of the gene ppp4r2b, whose product is annotated as protein phosphatase 4, regulatory subunit 2b. The transcript is spliced from 9 exons. The record is from RefSeq and is a predicted model, not a curated record. Lineage: Eukaryota; Metazoa; Chordata; Actinopteri; Syngnathiformes; Syngnathidae. Gene Ontology annotation, molecular function: protein phosphatase regulator activity. Bases 113 to 1423 code for a protein of 436 amino acids. Gene Ontology annotation, cellular component: protein phosphatase 4 complex; cytoplasm; nucleus.
AUAUUAAUAUGCUCCCUCCUACUUCGGUUGCUGCUAGAUGUUAGCUUAGCACUAGCAGCUAGCCUCCAGUCCGAUUUUCACAUCCCCUGGGCUGACAGAGGGCAACGGCGUGAUGGAAAUUGAGUCACUUCAAGAAGCACUCCGAGACUUUGAGAAGAAAACAAAAGGGGAGACCUGUCCUAUAUUGGAGCAGUUUUUGUGUCAUGUUGCCAAGACUGGAGAAACCAUGGUCCAAUGGUCUCAGUUUAAGAACUACUUUCUUUUUAAAUUGGAGAAGGUCAUGGAUGAUUUCAGAGCCUCUGCUCCUGAGCAAAGGGGCCCUGCCAAUCCCAAUGUGGAGUCAAUUCCAUUUGAAGAUAUGAAAGAGAGAAUCUUGAAGAUUGUUGAAGGGUAUAAUGGUAUUCCCUUCACUAUACAACGCCUAUGCGAGUUACUCACAGAACCUAAGAGGAAUUACACAGGAACAGAUAAAUUUCUUCGAGGUGUGGAGAAGAAUGUAAUGGUGGUGAGCUGUGUUCAUCCAACAUCAGAGAAAAAUGGAUGCAGCACUGUCAAUAGAAUGAAUGGAGUAAUGCUUUCCGGAAGCACAUCUUCAUUCACGGAGAGAAAAGUGAAUGGUCCGGGAACUCCACGACCACUCAACCGACCAAAGUUAUCUCUCGCCAACUCCCUUGCAGCUAAUGGCCUGCCUGACAGCACAGAAAGCAAAGACCUCAAAACAGACCAAGAAAGUGUUAAAGAUGUAUCAGGAAGUGAGGUUUCAGCCUCUGGAGAGAGCUUGGGCAGCUCUGUAAAAAACAAACACUCGGACACAGAAGAAGACGUGGAACCUGAGCGGGAAGUGAAGAGACUUAAGUUUGGUGAGGAGGAAGAUGAUGAGGAGGAGGAGGAAGAGGAAGAAGAAGACGAGGAAGAAGAGCAGGAAGUGGAAAUGCCACAGCCUUUGUACGGCACUUGCGUCUCAAAAGAAGCAGAAGCCAUGGUCCAUGAGGAAGAAAAGAAAGUUCAUUUAAAGGAAGAUGCCUCUUUUAGUGCUAUAGCUGUUGAAGACCAAGAGCCAACAAGCAGCACUCAGGCUGAAACGUGUCCAGACGAAGAGCUGGCCGAAAGGGACAAGCUGUGCAGAUCGCAGAAUGAUGCCAGUGACGUGGAUCAAGAGAAGCAGGUGUCACCUGCUUGUGUUGCUAGAAGCCCAGAGACCAAUGCAGAUAGUGAGGAGUUUCACAGUGACCCUGUUAGUAGUAGUAGCAGCAGCAGUAGUAGCAAUAGUAGCAGUUGUAGCAUAGACGAGAGUGUAGAAGUGGCCCCAGAAGAUAACUCGCCCACACCAUCUAGUAGUACGAAUGAGCCUUCUUCAGAGGGUGGUAUGGAAAAUGUCAGCGUGGAGAAUGGAACCGCUGACAAGCCGUUGGAGCAGGACUAGACUGAAAGCACCUGCCCUGCGGUCAUGUGUCACCACAAACCAGCUUGUCCUUGAAUCCAGCUUGAUUAUCACUGGGAAUGAGGAUAAUUUCACCUCAUACACAAACACCUCGUUCGAUGUCGGACUCUCCUCCAAAAUGGCUACCUUGCAGUGGUGUGUGCAAACAAUGAACUAUUCGUAGAAAACUGGAAUUUGUUAUUGAUCUAAUUAUUAUUAUUAUUUUUUUUGCUAAGGAGUUGGUUUCGCGGCCUUCUUCCUAAGCUGGAGUAACAAAAAGUCAGUUAAGUUUUUUGAUGGGUUGUGAUGGCCAUGUUCCCUUUUUUAUGCCACUCAUUCCAUUUGAGAAAGGAUUGGUGGUAUGGUGUCUCCUUCCAGCUCAUUGGGUGCAAGCACCAGAUGACAGAAGUCGACAAUUACAUUCACGUUUUUCUUUUUGAAGCACAGCCUGAAGGUGCAGGAGUUAAGCAUGGACCAGAGCCCCUCCGAACCCACCGCUAACUAACCUGUUUGGCCACCAAGCUUGCAGGAAACUUUUGUUGUUAUUAAUUUGCUUCAUCUUUUGUAUAAGGAGAUAUCUUCACAGUGUGUCCCAUGAGACAAACCUAAUUUUUGCUCGAUACACUACCAAUCCCACAGAACUGUACGAUCACAUGCUACAUUGCAGUUGAUGGUUUCAGUUCAGUCAUUUUUGGAGUUUUUUUUUUGUUUUGUUUUGUCUGCUGGUUGUUGUUUCCAAAACCAGCUGCAAGUACAAAGAUGACGUCUGCUUUCUUUGUAUUGUGAUGUCAUGUUCGUUUCACCGACUGAUUUCAGAGCAGUCUACGGUUGCAGGUCUCCAAUAUCUGCAACAAAAAUUUUUGAUAUUUAGAAUUUUGAAUUCUGUAAAGUAGAUUUUUGUAGAUUGUAAUACAGUAUGUGUUCACUGCCUUUGUGGAACCAUAUAUAAUUUUAAAUUUCUGUGUAUACUCUGAAUGCAUUUGCUUUCGAAAUGGGUAUUCAGAAUCAGCAAUAAAUGUUAAUGUUUGUA